GCAUCUCACCCAGAGCCAGACUUUGAGCGUUUCCGGGCUCCGGAACGCCGCUAUGAGAUUGGAAAGAAGGGGAACUGAGAGGAAAAAACUGAGUAGAAGGAAGUUCAUCCAACUUCCAAGCAAUGGAGCUGGAAAUUAAACCCCAGCAGCUGUGAGACUCUGGAGCCCGCACUCAUACGGAUCGUGGGUGGGUGACUGAAAUGAAGCCUCUCUGGAUGACCAUGGCAUGGCAGCAUGAGCAGCGCCCCCGCGCCGGGCCCGGCGCCCGCCUGCCUCACGCUCUGGGACGAGGAAGACUUCCAGGGUCGUCGCUGCCGCCUGCUGAGCGACUGCGCCAAUGUCAGCGAGCGCGGAGGCCUGCGCAGGGUGCGCUCCGUCAAGGUGGAAAACGGCGCUUGGGUGGCCUUUGAGUAUCCCGACUUCCAGGGGCAGCAGUUUAUCCUGGAGAAGGGAGACUAUCCUCGCUGGAGCGCCUGGAGCGGCAGCAGCAGCCACCACAGCAACCAGCUGCUGUCCUUCCGGCCAGUGCUCUGCGCGAACCACAGUGACAGCCGUGUGACACUGUUUGAAGGGGACAACUUCCAGGGCUGCAAGUUCGAACUCACUGAUGACUAUCCGUCCCUGCCCUCCAUGGGCUGGGCCAGCAAGGAUGUGGGGUCUCUCAAAGUCAGCUCUGGAGCGUGGGUGGCCUACCAGUACCCAGGCUACCGAGGCUACCAGUACAUCCUGGAGCGGGACCGGCACAGUGGGGAGUUCCGCACCUACAAUGAGUUCGGCACCCAGGCCCACAGUGGGCAGCUGCAGUCCAUCCGGAGAGUCCAGCACUAGGCUUUGUGGCCCCAGACACCUCCCCUGAGGGCCCUCAA
Messenger RNA from Tupaia belangeri chinensis (Chinese tree shrew), 866 nucleotides. It is a transcript of the gene CRYBA2, whose product is annotated as crystallin beta A2. Gene Ontology annotation, biological process: visual perception; lens development in camera-type eye. Gene Ontology annotation, molecular function: structural constituent of eye lens. NCBI's taxonomy places the organism in Eukaryota, Metazoa, Chordata, Mammalia, Scandentia, Tupaiidae. The record is from RefSeq and is a predicted model, not a curated record. Bases 235 to 828 code for a protein of 197 amino acids. The transcript is spliced from 7 exons.